AAAAAAACAUCGACUUGGAGUGCAAGUACUUUUUCGUGAUUUGGAGCUGCUUCUUCGGAAGUUCUUAACCUCAAAGCGCAGGUUAAAAAAAAAGCAUUCCUGUUCAGUGCAGAAAAUAUUGACGGUCCAUCUGACAAGGCGAAUCGUCACGGAGCAAAGCAACGUCAAAGAGGGAGCUGCAGCAGCAGUAAGAAGGCAGACAGGCAGGCAAGGCAACUGCGAUAUACACGUAUAUAGGUGGGCAGUAUAGUAAGAUGAAAAUGUCGCCGCGGUUGCAGUUCGCGGACAAUGAAAAGUUAAUAGUUGCGUGUGCAUAACGACGAGGAGGCCACCUGACUACCCGCUCGACAAUGGAGCUCAACGAGCAGCAGCGGCACAACUCCAGCUUGGUCGCAGAGCUGUACUUCCUCAUCGCGAAAUUCCUCGCGGAUGGCCCGUGUCAUGAGGUUGCUAAGGCUCUGAAGAACGAACUGGAGCGGUCCAAGAUACUGCCACAGAGAUUAGAUUGGCAAGGCAACCUGCACGCAUAUAGUUUCGAGGAGCUGGAAAAAAAGUUCUCGCACAUCAGUGGACAACAUUUGCUGCAAAUAUGUUCACGGAUGGGGCCAGUUUUGGAGAAAGAGGUACCACCAUGUGUUUCUGGUGCCAUUUCUUUGCUUGGUGCUGGAAAACAGUCAUUGCUUCGAACAAAAGAAGAUAUGCUCAAAUAUUCUCGAAGUACAGUAAGUUUUUCGACCAGAAUCGGAGGCAAGCCCAUCACAGAUCCUCCAGGACACUUUCCUACGUUAAGUAUUGUAAAUGUACUUCAGGGCAGAGAAAAUUCUGGCUCGCUUUCCAGAUCCCAAGUGAUCUCUUCGAAAUUUUACAGCAAAAUGCAACUCUACAGGCAUACACUAGGUCACUUGUCAGCUGUUUAUUGUGUGUUAUAUGACCGCACCGGUAAAUAUAUUAUUACCGGUGCGGAUGAUUUACUUGUAAAAGUCUGGAGUUCGAUAGACGGACGGUUAUUGGCUACUUUUCGUGGCGCUUCGUCUGAAAUCAUGGACAUUGCUGUCAACUUUGACAAUACUUUGCUUGCUGCUGGUAGUCUCGAUAAGAUUAUUAGAGUUUGGUGCUUUCAAACUAUGUCACCGAUUGCAGUACUAUCUGGACAUACAGGAAUAAUUAUGUCUCUGAGUUUCUGUCCCAUUCCUUGUAACGGCGUUUAUUAUUUGGUCUCGACAAGCAGCGAUGGCUCAGUGGCAUUUUGGUCACAUUCAAAAGAUAGUGACCGAUAUAUAUUUCAACCAAAGCCCACCCAGUACCAUGAAAAAAUGCGUCCUGGUCAGGCUCAGAUGAUUUGCGCAUCCUUCAGCCCUGGAGGUGCAUUUAUGGCUGCAGGUUCAGCUGAUCAUCAUGUUCGCGUCUAUCAGAUGCUUGGCCAUGAAGGUCCCAAACGUGUACUGGAAGUUGAAGCUCAUUCCGAUACUGUUGAUAGUAUUCAAUGGGCUCAUAGCGGUCUUAAAUUUAUCUCCGGGUCCAAGGACGGCACUGCUAAUAUUUGGAAUUUCGAACAACAGGAAUGGCGUAGUAAGAUACUCGUUAUGACCACCAAGUUGUCUGGUGAACCAGAUACAGAAGAUAGCUCGAAUAAAAAAAAUAAAGUAACGAUGGUUUGCUGGGACGUGAGUGAUGAGUGGGUCGUAACAGCAGUUAACGACACUACGUUAAAAAUUUGGAACGCUAAAACUGCCGAACUUGUGCGAGUCUUGCGUGGUCAUAAAGACGAAGUGUAUGUUUUGGAAUCGCAUCCGAUCGACCCUCGAAUUAUCCUCAGUGCCGGUCAUGAUGGACAGCUGAUGAUCUGGGAUGUGCUCAAAACGGAGCCCAUAGCUUGUUUCCAGAACUUAAUCGAGGGCCAAGGUAGUGGUGCUGUUUUUGAUGCCAAGUGGUCUCCUGAUGGCACAAUGCUGGCAGCAACAGAUUCCCACGGCCAUUUAAUGAUGUAUGGUUUUGGCUCUGGAAUACAACGAUUGAAGAUUGUGCCAAAGGAGCUGUUUUUCCACACUGACUACCGGCCCUUGAUUCGAGAUGCCAACAACUUCGUUUUGGACGAGCAAACCCAAACAGCGCCCCAUUUGAUGCCACCGCCGUUUCUUGUUGAUGUCGAUGGCAAUCCUUACCCUCCUGCACUACAAAGACUCGUUCCAGGCCGAGAAACAUGUGAAACUGAACAGUUGGUACCCAAUAUCGCUGUUGGCGCUAGUGGACAGCAAGAGGUGAUCGAAGGGCUGCCCGAGCCAGGUGAACUACCACGUUCGAAUAUCGAUCGGUUGAUUGAGCAGCUUGCUCAACGUCAGCAUAUUAACCAGGAGGAUGCUGCUGCUGCUGUUGCUGCUGUUGCUGCUGCUGCUGCUGCUAAUAACGAAGAACAGCCAGUGCGGCAGAUUGCGAGUCCGCGCGCUAGUAGACCGGGUCUGCGACGCGUUGGUGAUGUCGAGGGUGUUAGACAAAGCAGUGGCAAUUGGCAGCGGGAUAACACCACUCCCUGGAAAAAACCCAUUCUUGUGCGGAGACUUCAUCCUGCAGUUCUUCAUACUAUGAACAAACAAACAAUGGCAAUGUCUGAAAUGGAAAUGGAUUGCUGGAGGCGGGAAAUGCGAAGAAAGUCCGACAUGUCCAGUGUUACGACUCCAGAUCAAGCCAAAUCAUCAGUACGUAACAAAAAAAGUCGUACUGCCAAGCAUGGUUAUCGUACAAGAGCUACCCGGGGUGACGAAGAGCAAGACGAUGAAGAUUUUGAUAACCAGGAAAAUUCCGGAAGCUCAGGCAGCAGUAACGAGUCUACUUCCAAUGAGGAAGAAAUGUGUUCGGACUCUUCGUCAUCUGAUACAAGUAGCGAAUACUCCGAUUGGAUGGCCGAUCACGGCGAAAGCUUAGAGCCACCAAAGCGGAGCAAACGAAAACCCGUACAAAAGCGGCCUGCAACUCCUCCUAGUGAUUCGGAUAGAAGAAGGAGUCAGCGACCUAAGAAAAAGGUUGUGAUGGCGGAAGAAGAGCCAAGUACAAGUACUGUGACCGAACUACCUGAAAUUUAUCGUCCACCGGAAUGGCUUACUGAAGUGAUACCUAAGAAAACACCUUAUUUUCCACAAAUGGGGGACGAAGUUGUUUAUUUCCGUCAAGGUCAUCAAAAAUACUUUGACAUGGUGAAGGCAAAAAAAAUUUAUAACAUAAGCCGUUCUUGUGAACCGUGGAGAAAACUCGAUCUCAAGGCUCAAGAAUUUGCCAGAGUUGUCGGUAUAAAGUAUGAAAUAAAACCACCUCGGUUGUGUAGCGUAAGACUGCAGCAGUUGGAUGAAAAUGGCCACGUGACUGGUGAAUUUUUUACGAUCAAAUAUCAUGAUAUGCCAGACGUCCUAGACUUUAUUAUUCUGCGUCAGACGUUCGAACUUGCGCUUGAAAGGCACUGGACGGAAGGUAAUAAGUUCAGAUGUGUGAUCGACGACAGCUGGUGGACCGGACAAAUCUUAUCUGUGCAACCACACACCGAAGACUUUCCUGAUUCAUAUUUCUUGUGUUUCCUCAUUCGGUGGGACAACGGAGAAAUGGAACACAUGAGUCCUUGGGAUCUCGAACCUCUUGAUGAAGAGCGAUUACCAACGGAGGUGGCCAGUGCUGUCCCGGUUCUUCCAGAAGAAAUCCAGGAAACACUGUAUCAACCUCAGCCGGAAGAGUGGCCGAUGGGUGAUCGUGAGCUGACCUGCAGUCAAAUAAUCCGAGGACUCGACCAAGUUAUGACCUUGGCCAUUGCAGAGCCCUUCAUAGCACCGGUCGAUCUCAGCUUGUAUCCGACUUACGCGACGAUCAUUGAGUACCCAAUAGAUCUCUCGACGAUCAAGGCGCGUUUCGAUAAUCGCUUCUAUAGGCGAAUCGCAGCCGCUCAAUUUGACGUCAGGUAUUUGGCAACUAAUGCUGAAAGAUUCAAUCAAAAAAAUAGUCGAAUCGUCAAGCAGGCGAGAAUCGUUACUGACAUCUGUUUGCGCAUCAUCAACAAAGAUGGAGCUGAGUAUGGAGACGUCACUGCCUUGUACCACGAAAUAGCAGAUAGUUAUCACGAAACUUCAGAUUCGGACAUUGACGUUGAAAAUGAUGACACCAACAGGCCUUCUACAAGCUCUAGCCGACCUCGACGAACGGCUAAUUCGAGUAGUAGGCACAAGAAAACUCAAAAUUUUAACAAAGACUGGAGGGUAGCUUGUAAACAACUUUUAGAAACACUGUGGCAGUGUAAAGAUUCUAUGCCAUUUAGAGCACCCGUGGACAGUUUAGAGCAUCCAGAUUACCAACAAAUUAUAGAUACCCCAAUGGAUCUUCAAACAGUUAGGGAAGAGCUCAUGGGAGGUAAUUACGAGUCUCCCAACGAAUUUGCCAAAGAUAUAAAAUUAAUAUUCUCUAAUAGUAAAAGUUACAAUACAAAUCCAAAGUCAAAGAUCUAUUGUAUGACUGUUCGGCUAUCAGCUAUGUUUGAGGAACACAUGCACAGCAUACUGAGUAGUUGGAAAUCUGCUUCGCGGCGAAAAAAUAAUGUUAAAAACAAGAAAUCGCGUCCAAAAAAGCAGUUAACGAAUGGAGCAUCUAGAAAAAGGAAAAUCGUUAGUGACGAAGAGGAAGAAGACGAGAAUAUUCACAAUGAUGUUCCGGUGGAAAAUAAUAACGGGGCUGAUAAAGAAGAGGCUAGUAAUUCUCGAACAAAAAGGCCGAGAAAUUGUGAUUUAGCAGGUCCUUCUACCCUUGUAAAUGGUUAUCCUAAACGAGUGGCAGAAUCGUCUGGUCUUUCUUUACGGCCUCGAAACAAAAGAAAACUCUCGCAUUCGAAUGACGAUGAUGAUGAGUUUGAGAGUGAAAUCUCUAACGAAAGCGUGAGUGAAUCGAGCCAUGAUGACGAAAGACCCAAACGAAACAAAAGAUCUCGAAAUAUGCGUUCAGUUAAUGGUUAUGGCAAUGGUAGUGAUUCAGAUGAGUAUGUACCAAGUGCCAAAGGUAAGCAGUCGAAAAAAAAUCAAGCCAAAAAUAGUAGCCCUGUCAAGAAAACAAGACCUAAUCGAACUCCGGAAAAAAAACAAAUCAUCGAAGAAAAUUCCGAGGAAGAAGAGGAAGAAGAAGAGGACGCAAUUGAAGACCACGAGAUUGACGACGACGACGAUGACGACGAUGAUAAUGAUGAAAAUUAUGUUGUUGUAAAGCCGGAAGAGGGUCGCAGUAUGAGGCCAAGAAGGUACUUGGUUACCGGUGAUGAUGACGAUUCAGAUGAAUCUUAUGAACCAUCGUUUAGGAGUAAACAGAUGCGAAAAAAUCGACCAAAAAAGAGUAGAAAAACAAGACCAAACCGAACACCAGAAAAGCGAGUGCCAAUGGAUAUCCUUACCGAUGAAGAAAAUGAUGAAGACAAGGAAGAAGAACUUGAUACUAACGAAGGUGCAGACGAGAGCGAUGAUGAGAAUUUCGUGGAGGAACAGACGGAUGAUAGCGAAGAGGUCACGGCAACGCGAAGUCGUAGCAGGAAACAGCAAAAAGUUCGCGCUGUGGCUGCAAGAAAUAAUAUUCAAGACAGUGAGGACGACAUGGAUGACGAAUACAAAGAAGAGGAGUUCAUGAUGACAGAAGAAAACAGUCAGCUUGAAACGAUUACCGCAGUUGAGAAUCUGUUAAAUGACAGCUUAAAUGUAGCAGAAAACUUAGAAGAAGAGGAAGAAGAGGGAGAGGAGGAGGAGGAAGAGCAGGUUGAGGAUAACGAAGACGAGAUAGAAGAGGACAACAGUAGUGACUACGUGGCCACAAAACAUCAGGUCCACAAUUUUGUCGGCGAAAACGACGUUCCGCUUACUCGCAGAACCCGUUAUUCUAGCGAGUCCAAAAUCACCAAUAGUCCAAACAAACACCAUAAUCUCCGACUUUCUAGUGCCAAACGGCACUACAAUGAAGAUUCUGAUCAGGAUGACGAUUUUGGUGAUGAAGACGAAUAUGAUUAUGAAGAGAACAGUCGAGGUAGUUCGAGUACUCAGACUAAAACAACGCGUCGUGCUGUGAAAAGGCCGUACUAUGGCGAAGCAGCGAGUGACGACGAAAGCAGCGGUCUUGGGAGUUCCAAUGGACAAAACUCUUCUAUGUUAGGCUACAGCGUAAGUAGCCGAGGUCGUAUUAGGAAGCCAACUCCCAAGGUGUUGUCUGCAUUUCGAUAACGACGCGCGAAUUCCUGACUGGUUUUCGGCGCCUAAUAUGUUUUUUUUCUUUUUGAGAUGCCACACGACGGUGUGGAUUUUCUUCGUUUGUACUUUGUAACGUCAAUAAUGAAGAUUUGAUUUGAACGUUAAAAGUGAAUUUUAUUUGAAAUUUAAUAAUGCUUGUGAGGGUUGAAAAAAAUGAAAAUCAAGUUAGGCGUCGAUACCUUAAGUAGCGCUACUUGUAAAAUAGUAAUACAUCUCUGUAAUUUUAUAAAUUAUGAAUGGCACUCAAGUAAAUAUAGUAUAAGGAUUUCAGUGCUGUGGCUUUGACAGCCGCCAUUAAACGUUUGUAUCAUGCUUUUUAAAUAUUUUGCACAUUUGUACAUGUAGAUAAGUUUGUUCUCCUUUUGUCUACUAAAUUAUUUUCCUGCUAAAAUAAUUCAGUGUUAGUCUGAAGUGUCAUCAAAUCGUUACAGGAUUCUCAUUUCUCCUGAUGUUGAGCACACGAGUGAAAGUUUUUUUAAAUGUAUCAGUGAAUUGAGUGAGUAAUUAAUUGUACUGAAUUCUGUGAUGCAUUCACAGAGAUCUCUUUUACAAAAAUAAAUUUUUAAGUUUAAGUAAAGUGCAAUUCGAUGAUCGUUUUUCU
Molecule: messenger RNA, 6849 nt
Organism: Copidosoma floridanum
Lineage: Eukaryota; Metazoa; Arthropoda; Insecta; Hymenoptera; Encyrtidae
Gene: BRWD3
Product: bromodomain and WD repeat-containing protein
Biological process (GO): regulation of transcription by RNA polymerase II; regulation of cell shape; cytoskeleton organization
Cellular component (GO): nucleus
Molecular function (GO): protein binding
Source: RefSeq, a predicted model, not a curated record